Echinops telfairi (small Madagascar hedgehog) is the source of this 1273-nucleotide messenger RNA. It is a transcript of the gene CNTD1, whose product is annotated as cyclin N-terminal domain containing 1. NCBI's taxonomy places the organism in Eukaryota, Metazoa, Chordata, Mammalia, Afrosoricida, Tenrecidae. Gene Ontology annotation, cellular component: site of double-strand break. The record is from RefSeq and is a predicted model, not a curated record. The coding region runs from base 281 to 1024 and encodes 247 amino acids. Gene Ontology annotation, biological process: reciprocal meiotic recombination. The transcript has 6 exons.
GUCAGCCCUCUUUUCAUGCCUCUGAUCUGCCUAUUGGCAGCAGUGGGGACUGAGUGCAGCCAGGGCUGUUCCAGUCUCAUCUUCCUCACCUCCUGACCUCCUUCCCUUGGCCCCAUCCUGGCUUUUACACAACGCCAAGAGUUCACAGAUUGGUUCUGGUUGCAUCUUGUGAAUUAGGCUCUUCUUUCCUGUUUUGGCAGAGUUUGUUUUUCUCCUGUCUGAACAAUGGUGUCUGGAGAAAUCUGCGAGCUACCAGGCUGUAGAAAUCCUAGAAAGGUUUAUGGUUAAGCAAGCAGAGAGCAUCUGCAGACAAGCCACACUCCAGUCGAGAGAGAAUAAGGCAGGGCCGCAGAAUUGGAGGGCGCUGAGAGAGCAGCUUCUCAACAAGUUCAUCCUGCGGCUAGUGUCUUGCGUUCAGCUGGCCAGCAAACUUUCCUUCCACUACAAUAUAAUCAGCAACAUUACAAUCCUGAAUUUCCUCCAGGCCCUAGGGUAUCAGUACACUAAAGAAGAACUGGUGGAGUCUGAGCUUGAUGUUUUGAAGUCCCUGAACUUCCAAAUCAAUCUGACCACGCCCCUGGCAUAUGUGGAGGUGCUCCUGGAGGUUUUAGGGUACAAUGGUUGUCUGGUCCCGGCCACACAGCUGCACGCAACCUGCCUGACUCUGCUUGACCUGGUUUAUCUUCUGCACGACCCCAUCUAUGAGAGCCUGCUGAGAGCGUCAAUCGAGAGCUCCACCCCCAGUCAACUGCAAGGGGAAAAGUUUAUUGCAGUGAAGGAAGACUUCAUGCUCUUGGCAGUCGGAGUCAUUGCAGCCAGCGCGUUCAUCCAAAACCCUGCGUGUUGGAGCCAGGUCACUGGGCAUUUGCAGAGCAUCACUGGCAUUGCCUUGGAGAGCAUUGCUGAGUUCUCUUACGCAAUCCUGACUCACAGCGUGGGUGCCAACACUCCAGCACGACAGCAGUCUGUUCCUCCCCACCUGGCGGCCAGAGCUCUGAGGGCUGCUGCUUCCUCCAACACAUGAGGCAGGCUGAAUCUGCCCCCUAUCAACAAGCGCCCACUACUGCAGCCUGCCCGCCCCGGUUUACUUUCAUUACUCGGGGUACAAAAGUUCUAAGUAGCUCUCGCCCUGUUUUGCUUUCCACUUUCAGGCUUAUUUUACCCACAUCAGAGGGAAUAAAGGUAGACAGACAUGUCCUUUUGGUUGUAGCAGACUGAAAAUGUCAGAGCUGGAAAGAAAGAUUAUGAAUAAAGUUGGUUCAUUUUUGUUUUA